ACCAUUUUACCUUAUUACACACUUUACUUUUUAGUGUUUAAAUUAUUCUAUGUUCUCCUUUUACCUGCUCUGCUGGGACUGAAUAAAGUUACUGAAUGAAAUGAAAGUUUACAGUGUGGAGGCUUUAAAAUAAAACACGACCGUCACAGGAACAACAGUAAAAUUAGCAGGUGUCAGAGAACACAGAGUUACACUGAACGUUACAUCUCAUUUUAGUAGAAAAAUCAUGAAUCACAUCAAAUAUAAAAAGCUAAAUCACACGGUAACGCACAUUAUGUCAAAACUGAGGACACACACACACACACACGCAGACAUAAUAUCAGCAUCAGACGAGGCUCGGGGCAGAAACGCAGAGUAAAGCGCAGGAGGAGGAAGACAUUUUGAGACAGAUGGUGACGAGAGAAAAAGGCAGAGUGUGAAGAAAAGAGAGAGACGGGAGGAAAAAGAGGGAUAGAUCAAAAACACACAGAUAGAGAGAGAGAGAGAGGUGAAGGAGAGAAAACCCCUGAAUGGAUGCUUAAACUGACGCUGCUCUCAACCAAUCAGAGCAGCCGCCUCCCCUCCCCCUUGCAUCCGGGCUUUGUGAUUGGUCGAUGGGAGCAGAGAUGCAGAGAACGAGAGAGAGAGAGAGAGUGACAGCAGGAUAAAGAAAGAAGAAGAAGAAGAAGAAACUGUCAGAUGAGAACAGCUCUGGUCUUCACACCUCCGUCUCCCUCUCUCUCUCUCUCAGUUUCUCUGUGGCACCUCUGCCUCGCUCGCCCCUCUCAGAGCUGCUGCUCCUGCCGCUCGUUCGCCCGUGUUGCUCUGUGAUUCCUGAGGAGAGAGAGGUUUAAUGCGAUGGACCUGCUGCCCACCGACUGCUGCUACCGCUGCUGCUGCUGCUGUUUACACCGCGGCAUCAUGGGAGCUGUAGUUUCCCCAGCAGCGCAGGAGGACAGCUGAUUAGCCAGGGAUUGUGGGUUAUCAGAGUUUGGAGAUGUGAGCUGGUGGGCGGACGAGGCUCAACAAACUCUCUCUCUUUUCUCUCAUCUCUCUAUUCUCUCGCUCUCUUUCUCUCACUCUUUUUAAACCCCCGUUCUCCCUUUUCCUCCAUCUCCUCUGCAGUUUCUUUCAUCUCAUCUCUCCAUCUUUCUUUCCUCCCCUCUUUUUUAUCCUUCGUCCCUCCACUUUUCUCCUCUCUCUCUCUCUCCCUCUCUCUCUCUCCUCCUUACUCACACUCGUCAGAGGAAAAGUCAGAAUGGGCUGUCGUCUCACUCGGACCAAGGCUAAGACUCAUGAACCUUCUCAUCACCGACACCGAGAGGAGCUGCACUUUGUGGAUGAGUAUGGCCAACCAAUCACUAUGCAGGUAGAUGGGAGAAGGGGGCGUGGUCACAGGAGGCGACGGUCCCAUUGCGCCAUUGAAUGCAGUGGUCCGAACAGAAAGACACUGGGAGGCCUUGAGAGCCAUGGGACUGAUGGAGGGAGAGGAAGGCCAGGGAGACGGCUACAGUGCAGGGCCCUACUAUGGUCACAUGACUGUGUCACCUGACCUAUACCCCGGCAAUCGGAUGAUGAUGUCACCUGAUGUCUAUCCUCCCAAUGGCUACCUGCCCAGAUCAGCAAAUGACCAUCACCUGGGUAACAACUACCUGCCCAGUGUUUCUUACAGCUUAGAUCACCUGGACAGACUGGACUACCAGGGUGCAGAAAUGUUGCCCUACCAGCCUAACUCAGAAAGCUGUCUGAUCGGGUGCUACAACACAGAGGAGAUGGAGCCCAAGAAUUUUCACAGACAGUCUGACUAUCGUCCUCCUUGGCGGUCUGAUCGUCCUCUGGGAUACCUUCCCCUCAGUGAGCUUGACAGUGGGCUAGGCUGCGGCCCCGACAGCCCACACCACCGGGUGCCACUCUCCGAAGCCGAGACAGACGCCAUGUCAUCGUUGCCAGGCCACACCCCUUCCUCCCAAGGCUCCUCCUCUUCCUCAGAGUCCCUGAUCUCCUCUGAACCCAGCGACUCAGGCUUCCACAGUGUCAGCACUGGGGAGCACCGACGGCUGCACAAGAUUCACGGAAGCCACGGCCAUCGGCAAGCUCAUCAUCUCCGCUCAGGCCACUCCCCUCGAGAGCAGAGAGGACGCUGGGAUUUGGAGUCCAUCCCCGAGACAACUCCUAUGACUCACCCGGGAGCACCGCAGGCAUCCCGUUGCACUGUUGGUAACAGCACGACCACAACAGUUCACUUCCACAGAGCUGAGAGGAGUCCCACAUUACCUCGCCACCGCUCACCGCCCUCCCCCUCCAUUGGUUGUCGUACUGAGCCCUGCCAGCGGAGGGCACUUUGGUUGGAGCAGCAGCAGGGAGGAGCAGGGACGAUAGACGCUCCAGGGCGGAGUCGAACAAUAACAGAUUUGAGUGAAGGGCAGCGUCGCCGCAGGGCCAGUCACCCCAACAUGACAGAUCCAAACACUCUGAGCAACAAACUCCAGAACAGCCAGCAUGGUGCAACCAGCAAUGUGCUGGGGCCGAGGAGCAGGGCCAGUUAUCCCAGUAACUGUCAACCCACCAGUCACCUCAGCAUAGACAGAACCAGUCUGACCAAUCAACAGAACAUGCUGAGAAACAGCCAAGGCACCAGUCGGAGCAGGGAGGACGACUCCCUCUCAAAGAGUCCUGGAUCUGGCUCCAGUGGAGUUUCAGACUGGCGUGGCUUUCAGACUCUUGGGAAUCGCACUGGCAACCCUAAAGGGUCCUCUGUUCCCUUUUACAGCACACUGGGUGCCCCACAACGGAGCCCUCGCUCUCCACCUUCACCCCGCUCCAGACUGUCCAAUCAGAAGUCAGUCAGGAAUCAGCUGCUCAGAGCCCGAGCUUACCGAUUGGCCAGGGAGCGCAGUGAGGUCACAACAGAUGAGGAGGUGCGAGGAGAGGGGGAGAGAGAAGGGGAGGAGGAAGGGGACGACGGCCGAUUGGCAGGACGAUACUGGAGCCGGACAGAAAGGAGACGUCACCUGGCACUAUCACGGCAACACAGAGAGAGGAGGGGAGGAGGGGAGGAGCAGUCCGGGGGAAUCCAGGGAUCGCUGUCAUCUCAGACGGUGCUGGAGCUGAGCCACAUGAAGCAGAACCGACUGAGGAACAGCAAGCUGCUCGAUGAUUGGACAACAGUGGAGGAGCUGUUAACCCAUGGGACACGAGUGGAGAGUGACAGUCAGCUCUGUCCCAGUCCUCUGCUAUCGGUCACUACUGUCUGAAAACCUCUCACACACAAUCCCACCAUCAGUUACUGUUGAUUGACUGAAACCUCCAAUCUGUCACUCAGGCCCAGAUUCAUUAAAGGUUUGUGUGGUGAAAAGUGUAAAUGUCUACUAAAAUCACUAAACAACUGCUGACCCAUGGUAAUGAAUCAUUUACACAGUAUAAUUUACAUUUUGGAUCCAUUUGUAAGCAAAACUAUGUAUAUCAGUGAUGGACCUAAUUUGCACCAUUGAGCAAUAUGAUGCUCUGUGAAUAUUUUCGUAAAUCAGGGAUCUUUCAAAGAAAAGCAUGAAGAGAAACAUAUGGGUUUAACAAUGCAAAAUGGUCGCUGCCACAAUGAAAACAAACAUUUAGACAACAUGGAGGGGGUUCUCAAGUUUCCCAGGCUCGACAAGGUGAUUUUAUUGGUACAGCAGUUAAUCUCAUAGUCCCAUAUAGACUCUAGACAUCAUCUUAUUUACUUUCAGUCGUCCAAGCCCCAUGGCCACAUUAUGAACCAAACAUACUAAGUGAUAAAAAAAGAGUUGAUUUAAUUGUAUAUCUUAAUUUUUAGCAUCCCAGUGGGAAAAACCACUCAUGUCAAUUUCUGACUUGCAAUUCCAAGAAAUUACAUCUAAAUAAAUCCAAUAUACGUACAAUCGAUUCAGCCCAUUUUACAGGAGCUAUGCGCUGUUUGUGUCUUGUUUCACCUACUAACUGCUACAAACACACAACAUAACAAAAGCAGCUAAUUUAACAUUAGAGCUAACCACCUGGCAUAAUGCACGAACACUCCCAAGUCAGAAAAAAAUGGUGUUUUUCCUGUUCUCCCUACUAUUUCAAUGGCAUGAAUGCAACAUAAGUUCCCACUCUAUUUAGCUUACUUACUAGUGACAACACUGUCUGAACUGAGAAGAGCUUGUUUUCUAAAAAUGUCACUGAAAACUUGACAUGGACGAGUUGGUGGGAGCCUGAGGGACUCAACCACAGAGCAUAUAUGCAACUGAAACUAGAGGAGGAUAAAGCUGCAAAACUGGUGUUGAUUCUCAGUGGAUUUUGCAAUACUAGUGUCCCUUUCACAAUGCACUAUACACUGUCAAUGUGGUCACAAAGUUUGUGCUGGAUGGACCCUCACAGACAUAAUUAGAUGAUGAAAAUUUGAGCUUUCAAGGAACUUACAUUGCAAAACUACAAUUAAUUUGGACACCCACUGCAAUCUUAGUGAAUCUGGAUCUCAGUUGUGUUAUUUACUGUCUGACAGGAUGUUCUAACUUAUUUUCUGACACGUCUGAGCCUGGAAAUGUCUCUUCAAGUAAAAUAAAAGAGGGACGGGAGAACUGAAAAAUGUGGCCAAAGAUAAUACUGGGGCUCAGGAGGAAACCAACAAUCAAUCCCCAGAAAUCACAAGUAUGACAAUCUUGGAGAAACUGAUUCAAUCUGAACUGAGUUUAAACUAACACUACUAUCUGACAGGAAUCUCUAAUCCAACGCUUGCUCUAGAAAUGAGUUUCCGCAAGUUUGUACAAGUAAAAAAGGACACGGAGGAGCUGCAUGGGCUUUAUACUCUGCAGUGUUAACAGACUCAGUGGAUGGACUGGUUGGAUCCUUCACAGACCAGACCGCCUGUGACUGGUAUGAAAUAUCACACCAUUGGUUGUGUUGCCUUGUGGAAAAGUGUCUUCAUCUCCAUUUCUGGUUUACUGCCUUUGUUUCAGUCUCUGUGCCAUAAAAUGUCAAGGUCGAGUCUCUAAAAUGAUAAAACUGCUGGGAGGCUCUACUCGCUAUAAGCUUGUUUGGGGAUUUCUGCACCUUUAUGAUCAAACAGCCUCUAAACCCUCUAAGUCACCGUUUCACCACAUCGUUCUUUUUUAGUCGCCACUUUCACUGGUCUCUCCUGGGUGGUUUACCAUUUUAAUCUCCACAUACUCACACAGACUUGGAGUGUAAAUAAAUCAGACUAUAAAGAGGGCUCACAAGACUCCAUGCAGCACUGUGUACAACUGGGUUUCUAUUUCAGAGGAUUUCUGUUUGGUUCUCAGUCUACUGCUGCAUUUACUGAUGUUAGGUGUCUGAGGAUGAUUUAUGCCGCACAUCUGUUUAUCUAAUGAAAGCUGGCCUGUUGCGCUAUAUGCCAUGAAUCAGAAAUCUAUACAUUAUCUGAAAGGAAUAGUUUGACAAUUUGAAAAUACCUUAUUCACUUUCUUGCUGAGAAUUAGAUAAGAGGAUUGAUAGCCCUCUUGUGUUUUAAAUAUGAAACUACAGCCAAAAGGCAGUUAGCUUAGCUUAACCCGAAGACCAGAAACAGGGGUUCAAGUACGAUCUCCCUCUACCUGAGUGAGAGUCAGCAGCUAAAACUGCUGGAAUCAGACCCAGAGAGUUCAGAGUGAUGCUGAACUGUAGAUCAGUUAAAAAGACUGAGAAGUCAUUAAAAAGCAGCGUUCAUCUCUGAUAACCAGGAAUGUGACGGAAAGAUUAGAGACACAGUGUGGUGUGUUUGUUACAGCCACAGCACUUCCUGCUCCAGAAGUCAGGGAUCAUGGGUAACAUACACUGUUCGGUCACGUAUCAGUUCAGUGACUGGCAGUUGGAGUUCCAGUUGUUGCUCAGCAAAAGUUACAUUUUGUUGCAUUAAUUAAUGAGGUUUAGAGAAUCUGGUUUGUGAGAUAUUCUCAUCUACCUCUCAGCACGGAAACAAGUAACAUGUUUUGCAAAAUGUCAAACUAUUCCUUCAAUGUGUUUAAGCUCCUGACAUCUGUAAAAAUAUUUCCAUCUGGAGUUGCAACACAGACUGUACACAGACCAUGAACAAUACUCGGUGCAUAUCACUAUGCUGAGUGCUUAGUUACAGAAUGAGCUAUUGGCAGCAAAUUGAACCAAACAAAGGCACUUUUUAGUAUUUAAACAACUAAAUGAGACCUUUAUCCAGCCUGAACAGAUUUUCAGUGAGGAAUUUAUUUCCCCCGAAUAUCAAAUCAGAUUUAAAAUCUAUUACUGUUAGUGGGAUUACACUUGUGACAAAUGCUGAUACUGGCUGUUACAAGCCAGUAUGAUUACAGACACCACUGAGAGAAACUGGUGGAUGAAUUUGAGAAAUGUUAAUCAGGGGUUAGAUGUUAUGAUGUAAUAAUGUGUCAUAUAAUGAAACUGUUCAAUGCAAUUUUGUUAAAUAUAAGAAAUGUCGAUUUAUUUUCAUAUUCUGUCAGGGUUCUGAGGUGAAAAGGAGGUGAAAUCCUGAAGACAGGAUCACAAAGCUGGACUCAUAAAAUGAAUAUAUUUGUUGUAUAUUUCUUUUUCUAAACCAUAGGGGUGUGUGUGUGUGUGUGUGUGUGUGUGUG
Molecule: messenger RNA, 6551 nt
Organism: Lates calcarifer (barramundi perch)
Lineage: Eukaryota; Metazoa; Chordata; Actinopteri; Centropomidae
Exons: 6
Coding region: 1353-3233 (626 amino acids)
Source: RefSeq, a predicted model, not a curated record